Molecule: messenger RNA, 1127 nt
Organism: Myotis daubentonii (Daubenton's bat)
Lineage: Eukaryota; Metazoa; Chordata; Mammalia; Chiroptera; Vespertilionidae
Product: putative palmitoyltransferase ZDHHC11B
Biological process (GO): protein targeting to membrane; peptidyl-L-cysteine S-palmitoylation
Cellular component (GO): Golgi apparatus; endoplasmic reticulum
Molecular function (GO): protein-cysteine S-palmitoyltransferase activity
Source: RefSeq, a predicted model, not a curated record
GCCCCUGGGGUGUCCCUGGCCAUGCCUGGCUGUGGGAAGGAAGCCCGUGGCCUGCCAGGCUCCCCUUUUCCCUCUUGCAGAUGGACUGCUGUGGCAGGAGCCAGAGAAGGGUCCUCCCAGAACCCGCAAGCAGGGCGCAGCAGACAUUGCCGCCUCGCCUGUCCAGAGUGAACGGCUGGUCGAAGCCCCUCCACGGAUACCAGGCAGUAUCCUGGGCCAUGUUUGUGACCUUGGCCUUAGCCAUGUUUGGCAUUUUUAUUCCCAUGCUGCCUGGCAUGUGGAAGUACAUUGCCUAUGGAGUGAGCGGCGGGAUGUUGUUGUUCCAUGUCAUAGUGUACCUCGUGUGUGUCUCCAUCGACCCGGGAGAGGAUAAUGUGAGAAGGAAGAAGAUUUACAGUGAACCAGUGCCCACGUUCGACAGAUCCAAACACCUCCAUGUUAUAGAAGAUCUGUAUUGCUGCCUAUGUGGGGUCACCGUGAGCGAGAAAGCCAAACAUUGCCGGGCCUGCAACAAAUGCAUCGCUGGCUUUGACCAUCACUGCAAAUGGCUCAACAACUGUAUUGGGAGCAGAAAUUACUGGUGGUUCUUCAGCUCCUUAGCAUCCGCAUUGGCCUGGCUGCUUUGUGUUGUUUCCAUCUUGUUAUAUAUUGUUAUCCAGCAUCAUGUCGACCCACGUGUGCUCCGCACGGAUCCCCACUACCAAAACAUCAACAGUCAGAACACUUGGCUUCUGUUCCUGCCAUAUUUCCACCUAAAGGCAAAGACCCCAGUGUUUGUGACAAUCGCGGUGUUGGUGGUGGUGUUGGACCUCAUCAGCCUCCUGAUGAUCGGGCAACUGUUCAUCUUCCAUCUUUACCUAAUGUCAAAUGGGAUGAGCACUUACAAUUAUUUGAAUCAAAGCCGCAGACAUAGCUCAGGUGCCUCAUCAAGGAACAAAAUUCCAUCAUUUCGUAAACAAAUCUUGCCAGAGGAUAAAAAAAAAAAAAAGAUCAUUGGCCUCAUUUGGCACUAGGGGGUACAGAUGAAUAGCAGAAAGUACCACUGCAGACUAUGAGGCUAAAAUCAAAAGGCCAGCAGUACCAAGUGUUGGUGGCGCUGAAGGGAAAUUGGAAGUCUUCACAUUGCU